This is a messenger RNA of Musa acuminata subsp. malaccensis (wild Malaysian banana), 2306 nucleotides long. The record is from RefSeq and is a predicted model, not a curated record. NCBI's taxonomy places the organism in Eukaryota, Viridiplantae, Streptophyta, Magnoliopsida, Zingiberales, Musaceae.
GAUGUUUUCACAUCUUACGCAUUCCAUGGCACAAACAUCUGCUGCUACCAUAUAUGGUGGUUCAGGAAGAGACCUGUUUUGUAGUCUCUGAAUCAAAGGGAUCUCUGUAGCUCAAAUAUCAAAGUGUUAGAUGAAUGAAUCAUUGUCGUUUUUAUGAAAUCUGAACUCGCUCUUUGCAGGACAUUUUAAAUCUAUUUUUCUUGAUGAGUCAGCUCCUGCUUCUGUGUGCAUUUGCUGGUAAGCUGGAGCAAACUGGAGCUCCUACUCCUUCCUGGUUUGACAUGCAAGGCGAUCUCCCUUGUCUUCAAUCUCACGUUGCGACGACGACUCCUCGCGUAUCCUCUGCCUUUUCAAUCGACGCGAUAAGUACGUUUGGUGUUCUUCAGCUUGUGCCACAGAAAACAGGUGAUCUCUGAGUGCAGUCCAAUAUGUGUCACAUGCUCGCCCAUGACAUCUUACGGAUGCUUUUCAUAUUCCAGUAGGAGAUCACCGAUUCGGAGGGAUGGAAGAUUGAUGUGUUCGCUCUGUUGAUUCCAUUAAUCGAACAGGCUCCAUCAAAUCAAGGGCCAGAAUCCAGAUCGACGGUGAUAAGUCGUUCGUUCCAACCCACUAAGGAAUUCUCAGCCGUCGGCUCCCUAAGCCGCCUCAUGCAUCUCCGCUCCCCCAGUCUCCGACACCUCGAGCGAGCCCACGCUCGCCUCCUCAAGCUCGACCCGUCUCUCUCCUCCUCCACCGCCGGCACGCUCCUCUCCCUUUAUCCCCUCGCCGCUCAUGGCGGCGCCUCCUACGCCAAAUCCCUCUUCUCUCAAUUCCUUCGAGCCUCGGUUCUCCACUGGAACACCUUUAUUCGAGGCCUCUCCUCUGGCGAGAACCCUCACGAAGCCAUCCGUGUCUUCCGUUCCAUGCUCCGCGGAGGCUUUCUACCCAACAACUUCACGUACCCGUUCCUUCUCAAGGCAUGCGCAGCGUGCGCGUCGGAAUCGUACGGUUGCGCCGCGCAUGCGCGAAUCGUGAAGACCGGGCUGGAGCUCGAUCCUUACAUACAGAGUGCCUUGAUUCAUGCGUACUCCGAGUGUAAGGAUCUUGGCGCCGCUCGCCGGGUGUUCGACCAGUGCGACGACCGGGAGACCGUCUGCCGGAAUGCGAUGAUCGACGGGUACGUCAAAGCCGGAGAGUUGGCCCUCGCGCGGGGCGUCUUCGAUAGGAUGGAGCGCAAGGAUGUUGUCUCGUGGAACACGAUGAUUAAUGGUUGUGCGAUUCUGGGGGACUUGAGCGAGGCGCGAAAGCUGUUCGCCGGAAUGCCCCAGAGGAAUGUGGUUUCCUGGAACUCCAUGCUCGCCGCUCACGCGAAAUGCGGGGAUGUCGAGGGGGCUCGCACGGUGUUCGCCGAGAUGCCGAAGCGCGACAUCAUCUCGUGGAACACGAUGUUGGCGUGUCUAGCGCAAAGCGGGUGCUCCGAAGAAGCUCUUGCGCUAUUCGAUGAGAUGAGGCGCACCGACGAGAAGCCGACCGACGCGACGAUGGUGAGCUUGUUAUCAGCCUGCGCGCACUCGGGAGCUUUGGAUCAAGGGGAGCAACUCCACGCAUCCAUGGCAGAGCACAAGAUAAAGCUCAAUACCAUCCUGAGCACCGCUUUGGUAGACAUGUACGCGAAGUGCGGAAGCAUAUCACGCGCAGCGGAGAUCUUCUACGCCAUCGAGCAAAAGGAUCUGCUUGCAUGGAACGCAAUCAUCGGCGGAAUGGCCAUCCACGGACGUGCUGAUGAAGCGCUUCAGCUGUUUGAUGAAAUGACCAAGAGCGGCGUGAGGCCGGACGACAUCACGUUCGUGAUGGUUCUCACCGCCUGUAGUCACGCGGGAAUGGUGAAAGAAGGCAGGCGGAUGCUGAGCUGCAUGAAGGAUAGCCAUGGAAUCGAUCCGAAGCUGGAGCACUAUGGAUGCGUCAUCGAUCUCUUGGCACGCGCGGGCUUGUUCGAGGAGGCAGCGGAGCUUACAAGAGCGAUGCCGAUGGAGCCCAGCGCGCCUGCCUUGGGGGCUCUGCUUGGUGGGUGCAGGAUUCACAGGAACUGCGAGGUUGCAGAUGGUGUUGGCAGACACCUUCUUCACCUUCAACCGGGGCACAGCGGCCGGUACGUCCUGCUAUCCAACAUCUACGCGACAGCCGGUCGCUGGGAUGAUGCCAAGGAAGUCAGAGGCAGGAUGCUGAUAAAUGGAGUAGCCAAGACGCCUGGUAUGAGCAUGAUAGAACCCAAUGGCACACCAAGUUCUGCCUCAAGCUGAUGGAGAUAAAACAAAGGAAGAGGAGCA